CGGGACAGAUCUAGAUACGUGUGCUAUUUUAUGGUUUAUAUAAAUAGUUGGUGAUUUUUCUGAAUUAUCUAGUCAUCGAAAUAUUUUAUGCUUUUUUUGAGGUAAAUGAUGAUCUAAGAUUGAAAGGUACCGACAAUGAUAACCGUUAGCGCGCCUUUUCUGGCUUCCAACUACAACACAGCUCAUGACUGUUCGAACUUUGGUCCGGUCCAACUUUCAAGACACGUUUAUCAUUUUUCUUUCUUUUUUUCUACUUCUGUACUUUUUCAUAACAAGACAAUAUCCUCUUUUGUCUGGAACCCAUUUUUCAGACAAAUCUAAAACUGCGAGUCUUAUAUGUUGUAAUAAAAUAGAGAGGUAGAGUGUGAAGAAGUGACAUUACCAACACAAACACUCUCUCUCUCUACCACGAUGAAGAGCGAUCUUGAAAUGGCACGUCUUAUGGUAUCUUCUGCAGUGUUUCCAUGUCUUCUUCUCUCCCUCCUAAUAACAGUGACAACAGCUGCUCCAGUUCAGCGUACGUGUACUUUUCCGGCGAUUUACAACUUCGGAGAUUCUAACUCCGACACUGGAGGAAUCUCCGCCGCUUUCGAGCCCAUCAGAGCUCCUUACGGUCAAGGUUUCUUCCACAGACCCGCCGGACGAGACUCUGAUGGUCGUCUCACCAUUGAUUUCAUAGCUGAGCGUGUGGGAUUACCGUACUUGAGCGCAUACCUAAACUCACUAGGAUCAAACUUCAGACAUGGAGCUAACUUUGCAACAGGUGGAUCAACAAUAAGAAGGCAGAACGAAACCAUCUUUCAGUAUGGAAUCAGCCCAUUCUCUCUCGAUAUGCAGAUUGCUCAGUUUAAUCAGUUCAAAGCAAGAUCUGCUGAGCUGUUCUCACAAAUUAAGAUUAGAUCUGAAAGAGAGAAGCUUCCAAGACAGGAAGAGUUUGCAAAGGCUCUGUAUACUUUUGAUAUUGGGCAGAAUGAUCUCUCUGUCGGGUUUAGGACAAUGAGCGUCGACCAACUCAAGGCGACUAUACCAGACAUUGUCAGCCACUUAGCCUCUGCUGUUCGGAACAUAUAUCAGCAAGGAGGAAGAACCUUUUGGAUACACAACACAGGUCCUUUCGGUUGUCUACCAGUAAACAUGUUUUACAUGGGCACUCCUGCCCCAGGCUACUUAGACAAAUCCGGCUGCGUGAAGGCUCAGAACGAAAUGGCGAUGGAGUUCAACAGAAAGCUCAAGGAAACAGUUAUUAAUCUAAGAAAAGAACUCACCAAAGCAGCCAUCACUUACGUUGAUGUCUAUUCUGCCAAAUACGAAAUGAUGAGCAAUCCUAAGAAACUAGGAUUUGCAAACCCAUUGAAGGUAUGUUGUGGAUACCAUGAGAGGUAUGAUCACAUCUGGUGCGGAAACAAAGGGAAAGUGAAUAAUACCGAAAUCUACGGGGGCCCAUGUCCGAACCCGGCAACGGCUGUGAGCUGGGAUGGAGUUCACUACACCGAAGCUGCAAACAAGCAUGUGGCUGACCGUACUCUUGGCGGAGGAUUGCUCACAGACCCACCAGUUCCAAUAACUCGAGCUUGUUAUAGACAGUGAGAUUUAGUACGGAAGAGCUUGAAAUGUAGUUUGAACCAAAAUGAAGAUAAGGGUCUUAGAUAGAUAGACUCUUUGCCAAUAAUGUAAGCGUUUAAAAGAACAAACAAAUGAUCUAUGUAAGCCUCUGUUUGUCACACCAAGAAUCCUCUUCUACUCAUUUAUGGAAGCAUCUAUCAAAGCC
This is a messenger RNA of Raphanus sativus (radish), 1768 nucleotides long. Its product is annotated as GDSL esterase/lipase At5g14450. The record is from RefSeq and is a predicted model, not a curated record. The transcript has 5 exons. The coding region runs from base 412 to 1587 and encodes 391 amino acids. Gene Ontology annotation, molecular function: hydrolase activity, acting on ester bonds. Lineage: Eukaryota; Viridiplantae; Streptophyta; Magnoliopsida; Brassicales; Brassicaceae.